UGAGAGUUAAAAAAAAUUUAUCUCGGUAGAAAAAAAAGGGGGUAAAUUUCCAUCGGUUAAGUAUUUGUUGAUUUGUUCAUUUAUACGUUGACGAUCAGCAAUUUGUACUUUGUUUUAUUUACAUUCAAAUCGUUGGCUUCGGAUUAUAAACUUCAUUUCUCCGAUAUUUGAGUUACUUGUCCCAACGGAUUCGUGAUAUCAGCAGAGAUUGCACUUAGAGUAAAGCUUCAGAAAGCAACUAGCCUCGGUUGUGAAACAACUGCUUAUUGAGACUCGUCUUCAAUUGAAUUUAGUGUUAGAAGUUCUUAAUUCGUUUGGUAAUUGGAAAAAUGAGCCAACCAAAUCCUGUGGACUCUGAACUUGUCUAUCAAUGGAUUGCAAAUUUAUGCGAUACGGAUGAACGUCUUGUUGCCAUGUUGGAAUUGUUUGAGCGACGCAGUCAGUUGCCCGGAUUGGGUCCAUUACUUUGGCAUGCCUUUGGUGCUGUGGCCGGGCUACUGCAGGAAGUGAUUGCCAUCUAUCCAUCGGUGAUGGUCAAUGAAAUCAACCCAAUGCAGUCGCAGCGUGUAUGUGCAGCCAUUGGUCUAUUCCAGACAAUUGGCUCGCAUCCGGAGACUGGCUUGCUGCUUCUACGCUCCCAUUUGAUGUCGUAUUUGAUGCCACUACUGAAGAUGACACCCCAAACGCUGGCCGUGGAGCAUGUACGUCUCUCGGUGCUUGGUGUCGUGUGCGGCAUGCUGAAAUUGGAUUCGGGAGAGAUAGUCUGUUUCUUUCUGGGCACAGAGCUAAUGCAUUUGGUGUUGCGUCACUUGGAAUUGGGUUCCACCAUGAGUAAAGUUCUCUCUGGCUUUAUACUGCAUCGUAUUCUGGAGCACGAUGUGGGACUCAAGUUCGCCUGUCGCUACCAGGCACGACGCCUUCAUUUAGUCCAUACAUUGGGUCGCGUUGUCCAUCAAAUGACUCUGGAACCCGAGCCGUCUGUAUUUAAGCAUGUGGUUCGCAUUUGUAUACGUCUGGCCGAUAAUCUGCAAGGACUUGGCCUACUGCAGCGGCUAAUGCCGCAGCAACUACGUAAUGGACACUUUUGUCGGAUCAAACUUCCCGGCUAUGAGCAAGCACCUGCAGAUUUGGCUGAAUUGAAUCGUAAAGUGGGUCAGGCACACGAUUCGAAUAGGAAAACUGGUGCCACAGAAAAUAUCAACUCGAAGACCGUCUAAUUGGCAAUUCACACUUCAACAAAUCCUUGCCAUAUAAGUGAUUUCCAUAUAAUACAAAUAUACAUAUAUAAAGAUAUUAUCGGAGCAGACGCAUCAACAUGUAAA
This is a messenger RNA of Drosophila willistoni, 1322 nucleotides long. RefSeq names its product CCR4-NOT transcription complex subunit 9. Gene Ontology annotation, biological process: negative regulation of translation; mRNA catabolic process. Bases 330 to 1217 code for a protein of 295 amino acids. The record is from RefSeq and is a predicted model, not a curated record. Gene Ontology annotation, cellular component: CCR4-NOT core complex; P-body; CCR4-NOT complex. The transcript has 2 exons. Lineage: Eukaryota; Metazoa; Arthropoda; Insecta; Diptera; Drosophilidae.